CUUAACGAAAAACUCGCCAGUUCAGGGUGGCGCUAAGUUUGGGCGCCAAACCAGACGUUUCCCGCUAAAUUCACCCGCCACACUAACCUUCUUCAAUGGAUAAAAACCCCACCAACCGACUCUCACUCAGUUCAUCCAACCCUUUUGAAAUCUAAAGUUAUUUCUCAAAAACUUCUCACAAUUGCAAACACCACCAAUCCCCAAAACAUGGUGGUUCCUCUAGGCCCGGGCAAGUUCUACGGCAGCAGCCUUCCGCGCCCUCGUAUCUAUACCGAGACCCGAUUCAAUUCCGAACGCGUGGAUCCUCCGGUUCCGGUCCUUGACCCGCUGCUGUCCUGGGCCAACGAAGCGCACUGGUCCAUGGGUGGCCUCAGUUUCAAGCGCCUCCGUCUCCAAGGGCGGAUCGAAGGCAACGUUAAGAGACUGAAAGCCCAACGCGAGAAGCUCCUUAACGAGAAGGAUGAUGAUCCGUCGCCCCCUCCUGCUCCAAUGGCCAUUAAGAGGAAGAGAUUCUUCGAUCUUAUUGACGACGACGACGUGGAGAGCGAAAGUGAAAGUGAUGAAAUGGUGGUGAAGAGAGAAGCGAAGAGGGCGUCGAGGAAAGGUCCAGUGAGGAAGCUGGGAUGAUUUUGAGAGGGUGGCAAAUGAUAAAGAGAAGAGGAGUUUCAGUGAUGGAAUCGUUGGCGAUGUAAUGAAGAUUGCCGAGGAGGUUAAUGCUGAAUCCGAGGUCGUGAAGAAGAGGAGGAGGAUUGUAAAGGGUUUGAAGAACGAUAAAGACAAGCUGCAGCAAGGUGGAACAGGGACAAGGUCUUCUCCGAGAUUGGCAAAGCGUGGUUGAGCAUUUUUAAUCUUCAUAAUGACUUGAAAACCCUAUCUUCUAUGUAUUGAAUAAAUAAAUAAACAUUCGUGUGCUCCUUGAUUUCUCAA
Messenger RNA from Hibiscus syriacus, 927 nucleotides. RefSeq lists its product as uncharacterized. The record is from RefSeq and is a predicted model, not a curated record. Lineage: Eukaryota; Viridiplantae; Streptophyta; Magnoliopsida; Malvales; Malvaceae. The transcript is spliced from 2 exons. The coding region runs from base 208 to 627 and encodes 139 amino acids.